Messenger RNA from Effrenium voratum, 3039 nucleotides. The record is from the annotation of a GenBank genome assembly. Lineage: Eukaryota; Dinophyceae; Suessiales; Symbiodiniaceae.
AUGCAGAUCCUCUAUGCCUCUUUGCUUGCCUUGGCUGCUGCACGCAUCGCCCCGGUCGAGCAUGCGACCUUGGCCACGGAGGCCCUCUCAGGACGCCAGCCGCAGUUCUGGCUGAAGUCUAAGGGUCCAGCACCCAAAUGUCACGACAAGAAGCUCGUGAACUCCGAGUCUGACAAGUUCCUGGCCUGCCCAAAGGAGUGCCCGGUUUAUGCCGAUGAUCGUGGAGAUGGUGUGGACUGCAACUUCGAGUGUGUGGAAGCAACGCCCAAGGCAUGCACGGCAGUGAACAAGUUUGAGCCGAUUCCUGACAAAGAGAUGGGCAUUUGCCGGGCCUGCAUCAUCUACGGCUGCGCUGAGUGCAAAACGGAUGGCACCGACACCUGCGCCAGGUGCGACAGUGGCUACUCUGUGAACGCCAAAGGCACCUGUGACAACGACAACCGCUACUACUGGUAUGCCCUGUUCGUUGUGCUCGGUGGGGUCACUCUGUUCAUCGUGGCUUGGAUCGUGGACAUUUGCACCCGCCCCAUCGUCAACGCAGAUGGCCUGAAGGGAGCCUUGGACUACCGCUCCCGAUCCAAGGUGCGCAUGCCUAAAUCCUCCAAUGAUGACGAGGGUCGCGAGCUUUACCCCUUGGACACCAACCUGUUGAAGGAGAGCGUCGCUGGUGUCGGCGUGACUCUGCACUUCAACUUCCAGCUCUUCCUGAUCGUGUGGUCAUUGGGCAUUGCCGUGGGCUGGCUGCUGCUGUCCCUUUCAGUGGAUGAUGCCCUCUUGAUCCUGGGGACACGCAGGGCAAAGACUGCACGACAGAAUUGCAUCCUGGUGGCAUGGGGCUUCGAGACGCAGCAGCGGCUCAUGUGGACCAAGAUCGACUUCGUGGUCGUGGUUUACCUGCUGACGGUUCUGGGCUGCGUGCUCUUCGGCAUCCGUCAGCUGCGGCUCUUCCAGAAGGUGGACAUGCAGAACUCCACGCACAAGGACUACGCGGCCCGCAUCCGCAACCUGCCGCUCCUGGACGGCACGACACCGGUGGAGGAUGAGCUGAAAGAGCGAAUCCAAGAGGCGACUGGCCAGAAAGUGGUGGGCGUCUCGGUGUGCUGGGACUUCCAGGAACAUGAGGAAGAACUCUUGGACCUCCUGCAGAGUCAGUUGGUGGAGAAGGAGUUGGAGCUCCACCCCAUGCCCGAGCGAGAGGAGGAACCUGAGGAGCCGCAAGGCUUUUUUGCCCGGAUGGAGCGCGCGGCACUGGCAGCAGAUGCACAGAAAGUGGUGGCCACAGGUGAGAUGACCGAGGAAGAGAAGCAGAAGGCCGUUGAAGAGGCCGCACAGGCUCAGCCCGGCGAGGAGAUCAUCGAGGAAUGCAAGGAGGUGGAUGUCAUCGGAAUCCUGAAGAGCAUCAAGACCUGCCCUGACGCCUACGCAAUUUUCGAGACGGAGACAGCUCGUGACGCAGCUGUGGAGGCGGCUGUUUCCAGUGGCGGGGUGGAGUUCCAUGGCAACACGCUGAAGCUGAACGCCUCGCGCGUGGAGCCGCAGACGGUGAAGUGGCAGAACUGCGCCAACACGGACCUGGUGGUGAAGGCCAAGCGCGUGGCUCUCGGUAUGUGCAUCAUGCUGGCGGGUCUGGGAGUGUGGGUCGUUGCCUUCUACUUGCCCUACGCGUGGUUCUCGCUGACCUUCAACUACUCCUACGGACAGGAGCCCGGAUUUGUGGCCGGCAUGACUUUCUCCAUGGUCGUUGUGGCGGGCAAUGCACUGAUGUAUUUGGUUUGCAGCGAAGUGGCCGACCGCACCAGAUUCAUCUAUAUCGAUGACCGCGAGGUUUGCUACAUGCUCCUGUACUGCUUCGCUUGCGUCUUCAACGUGGCCCUUGACUUGAUCACCACCUACAUGGUGGCGUACCGCAUCAACGUGGGGCUCCACAUGAAGACCUAUGACGGCACCCUGCUGCAAAACUUGCAGUCCUUCUCUGACCGCUUUGAGUCCUACGCGAUGCAGCGCACACUCGCCAACAACCUGUAUGCAUAUGCAUUCCCGGCCACCUUCUUGAUCCCUUUCUUGAUCGAGCCAGUGGCAACCAUCUACGCCCCGUACAAGCUGAUGAUGAUGAUUGUCCGCACUCAACCCAACAUGAAGGGUUUCAUGGCUGAGAACUUGCUAGGCAGUCUUGUGUUCGAUCUGUCUCGCUACGCCGACCUCCUGCUUGACGCCAUGAUUGCGGUCCUGAUCUUCUUCUUCCCUGGCGGCUUCAACAUUCAGAUGUUCCUGGGCAUGGCGCUGUCGCACGUGUACAUCUACUUCUUCGACCACUACCGCGUGCUCCGCUCCAUUCAGAGUUGCAGCUACACGGACCGCAUGGUUGAUUGGUGGUCCCAGUGGCUGAUGUGCAUCCCUUGCGGCUGCAUGAUGGCUUGCUUCGUCUUCAAGGCCAACUGCCAGCCAGGCUACUUCUGCCUGGAAGGUGACGAGAUGGUCACGGCUUGUGCUGCAGCCUUCUUUGCGCACAUCGCGCUGCACACUCUUCUGCUGCGCUAUGUCGUGCCCAAGUUCGGCCUUGUCGGAGAGUCCGACGGCGCAGACACCAACACCUACGUUGCCUGCUCCAAGCGCUUGCCGUGCUCGUGGUUCACCUCCAACCCUGUGUUCUGCCUGCGGUCGCAGUAUGUCUACAAGCACAGCCCUCCGUGCACCUACUACCUCCCGGGGAAGGAGCACCUCAUCGAGCAGAACGAGGAGAUCGGCCUCUACUUCAAGGACUGUCCUGCCAAGGAGGAGGACUAUGACGCCCCGCAUGUAGACACAGAAGCGUUGAAGGCUCAGAUGAAAGAGAUGCACGGCAAGGUUUCCGGGCACAUGGAGGAGUUCAAGGGCAAGAUGACCAGCCAAAUGGAGGAGAUGAAGGGCAAGGUCUCCGGCAACUUGGAGCAGCUCAAGGGCAAAGUCUCCGGGCACUUCGACAAACUCUUGAAGAAGGACGGCCCAGACGGCCCGGAUGGCGAUGCACAGGGCUCCGGGGGUUCCGCCAGCCAGAGCUGA